Messenger RNA from Scutellospora calospora, 335 nucleotides. Lineage: Eukaryota; Fungi; Glomeromycota; Glomeromycetes; Diversisporales; Gigasporaceae. The record is from the annotation of a GenBank genome assembly.
GUAUUAUUCCUGGUCCAAAUGAACCAAGUAAACAUCAAAUCAAUAAUUAUCUAGCUCUAAUCAUCAACAAGUUAGUUGAUUUUGUUUCUGGUAUAGAUUUACUAGCAAUAUUCGAAUAUAAAAAAGGACGCAAAAUUUAUGUCGCAUUGAUUCUAUUAUCAAACGAUGUUCCAGCUGCAAAAAAGAUUUGUAGUCAUGCAAGUCAUACAGUGAAAUGUUAUUGCUGUCUAAAACAUGCAACAUACGAUAAUUUAUCUAAAAGAAGUCACUAUACGAAAGAAUGGUUAAAUUGUACAAAUAAACAGGAAAGAGAUGAUCAUGUAUCUAAAACAGAA